Molecule: messenger RNA, 481 nt
Organism: Bolinopsis microptera
Lineage: Eukaryota; Metazoa; Ctenophora; Tentaculata; Lobata; Bolinopsidae
Product: C-X-C chemokine receptor type 2-like
Exons: 4
Coding region: 14-457 (147 amino acids)
Biological process (GO): G protein-coupled receptor signaling pathway, coupled to cyclic nucleotide second messenger; chemical synaptic transmission
Cellular component (GO): dendrite; plasma membrane
Molecular function (GO): neurotransmitter receptor activity; G protein-coupled serotonin receptor activity
Source: RefSeq, a predicted model, not a curated record
UCAGUAAGGUGAAAUGACAGAAGAUGUCGAGGUUGAAGUAUUCCCGUACCUGGACAACACCACCCACCUGUACCUGGUGGUGGCAGUCAUGUGCACCGCCGCUGUCAUAGCAAUAGCUGGUAACCUAUUAGUGAUCAUACUGUUCCUGAGGAUGAAGAGAGUAGCUAGACUAACCCCUCACAUAUUCCUUACGAACCUUGCGUUGUGUGACUUGAUCCUAGGACUAAAGCUACCCUUCUUCUUCCUGAUAACCCUCGCCAAGAGGGACCCUUGGAUACUUGCCAAUAAUCACGUGUGUUCCGGGGUAGGGGUUACAGACUCCUUUGCGUUUAGGAUCGUCGUAGCAGGAAUGACAGCAGUAGCGAUUGAUAGAUACCUGGCUGUGAUACACGCGGUACGAUACCCUAGCAUAAUGUCGGAGAAGAGGAGUUUCAUUAUCAUUUUUGUGAUAUUAUAGAAAACCGAGUUCUAGGUAUUUAGU